Messenger RNA from Dendronephthya gigantea, 1523 nucleotides. RefSeq lists its product as uncharacterized. The transcript is spliced from 6 exons. The coding region runs from base 522 to 1523 and encodes 333 amino acids. The record is from RefSeq and is a predicted model, not a curated record. Lineage: Eukaryota; Metazoa; Cnidaria; Anthozoa; Malacalcyonacea; Nephtheidae.
CCUUUUGUUAAUAUUAAAAGUAGUCUUUUAUAGUCAAGUGUAUUCAACACCGAAUUACGAAUGUUUAUUGAGAUUUGAGAAUGAACGCUAUAAAAGUCGCACGCUGGAGCCGGAUCGGAACAUUCAAGUAUUGUCAAAAAAACAAAAGAACGGUAACUCCGAAAAGCAUUUUGUAUAAUACUGACGACGACUAAAGUGCAGUCGAAACGUGGAUUCAUUAAAGCUACAAAAUGUAUUUUCGGAGUUACUGCUCUUUUGAAUUUUAUAAACAUGCUCAGUGGUUCGUGUACUUAUAUAUUUUCAUGUUCCAUGUAUUUUGCGGUGUUCAACAUUUAAAUGAGCUGCCAAAUUCCAAUAUCACAGUUAGUUUACUGUUCCAGAAUGUAAUGAUAGUAAUGUACAUUUGAAGUUCCAAAAACUGCGAUAUUUGGCAUCCUUUUAUUCUAGCUUUUGUAUUUUUUUAGGGUUGGGGAUAAAAACAACUCCCGUAGGAAUAGCGCGAAUCGAUUACAGGGCCAAGCAUGUCAAUGGAAGACAUAAGGAAACUGGACAUCGAGGCUUAUGAUAUACUUCAAGAUGCCAGUGUUAAUGAAGAUAUGUUAAUGGAUUUCAGUCGGGAUGAUCUAAAAGACUUGUUUGCCGGUGCAGAUAAAUUUUUGUUGAGAAAAAAGAUUUGGAAUAUUAUUGAGAAAGCUAGAGGAUGUAAAGAAAAAAUGUUAGAGUCUCCUAACUCUGCAAAAGUAAAGAUUAAUCAAACCCCAGUGGUAAAUCCUCAAACUCCUCCUGUACAAAAACAUUUGGGAAUUUCGCAGUCACAACUAUUGCGUUCACCUUCUUCCUGGUUGGAGAGUCCCCCUAGCCCUGCAAGUGUUGACCUAACUUCAAGUCAGGUGAUUACCCCAGCACCUUCUCCGGCCUUUGUUGUAUAUACAGAUAACGAAAUUGUCUGUUCAGCCAAGACUGGUGAUAUUUCGCAAGAUCUGUUUAAUAGAUUGAUACGAAAUACUGUGUCAAAUAUGCGAUCAGCCUGUCAUAGUUUACCUGUACCAAGGGAGCCAACAUCCCUGGAAAUGGGAGAAAUGGCCAAGGUUCUAUGUCAAAAGUAUCCCUGUUUAGAAAGAGCUUCAGAGUUGACAGGAAGUGAAAGCGGUCAUCUUUUUGUGUUGUCCAAAAUUAAAAAACGUCUUGGAAAUGUUGUCCCAGCUAAGAAAAGGCAAGGAAAAGUGCCUGCGAGAUCAAAUAAACGUAUUAAAUUAGACAUGCCUGAACUUGGUGAUUCGAGUGAUCCUUUGAAAAAAGGGUCAGAGAGUGAAUCAUCAUCUACUGAGACAACAGACGGAUCUAAUGAAGACACCGGUCUUUGCGCAAGGCAUUACAGUGCAUUAGAGAGAGAACAAAGGAAGUGUAAACCUAACCCAAAGGUGAUUAACAAAUAUUUGAAUCUAGAGUUCUCGUCUAGAAGGCAAUUGAUUCAAGAGACGAAGAAAGAUGAGAGGCCAAGCAAAAUACUGGAGCUCUACUAA